AAGUGAGGGCGGGUGGUGGGGGCCGUUGCCGCAGUGACAGAGCUGGGGGAGUCCGAAGAUGGCGGCGUCGCGUCGCUCUCAGCAUCAUCACCACCAUCAUCAACAACAGCUCCAGCCCGCCCCAGGGGCUUCGGCGCCGCCGCCGCCUCCUCCCCCUCCACUCAGCCCCGGCCUGGCCCCGGGGACCACCCCAGCUUCCCCCACGGCGGGCGGCCUGGUCCCCUUCGCCUCGCCGCGGCACGGCCUAGCGCUGCCGGAGGGGGAUGGCAGUAGGGAGCCGCCCGACAGGCCCCGAUCCCCGGACCCGGCCGACAGUCCCAGCUGUGGCAACACCACGAGCACAGUCUGCACCGUCCCCGCCGCCCCCGUGGUUCCGGCGGUUUCCGCUGCUUCUGCCGUCGGGGUCGCUCCCAGCCCAGCCGGCGGCGGCAGUAACAACUCACCGUCGUCCUCUUCUUCCCCGACGUCUUCUUCUUCUUCUUCUCCAUCCUCCCCGGGAUCGAGCUUGCUGGAGAGCCCCGAGGCGCCCGGAGUUAGCACCGCGGCAUUAGGGCCCGGGGCAGCGGGACCUGGGCCGGGGGUCCCGGCCGUGAGCGGCGCCCUACGGGAGCUUUUGGAGGCCUGUCGCAAUGGGGACGUGUCCCGGGUGAAGAGGUUGGUGGACGCGGCCAACGUGAACGCUAAGGACAUGGCCGGCCGGAAGUCGUCUCCCCUGCACUUCGCUGCAGGUUUUGGAAGGAAGGAUGUCGUAGAGCACUUACUGCAGAUGGGUGCUAAUGUCCAUGCUCGCGAUGACGGAGGUCUCAUCCCGCUUCAUAAUGCCUGUUCUUUCGGCCAUGCAGAGGUUGUGAGCCUCUUACUGUGCCAGGGAGCUGACCCAAAUGCUCGGGAUAACUGGAACUACACCCCUCUGCAUGAAGCUGCUAUUAAAGGGAAAAUCGAUGUGUGCAUUGUGCUGCUGCAGCACGGAGCCGAUCCAAACAUUCGGAACACGGACGGCAAGUCAGCCCUGGACCUGGCCGAUUCUUCAGCAAAAGCCGUCCUUACAGGUGAAUACAAGAAAGACGAACUCCUGGAAGCUGCUAGGAGUGGUAAUGAAGAAAAACUAAUGGCUUUACUGACUCCUCUAAAUGUGAAUUGCCAUGCAAGUGAUGGGCGAAAGUCUACUCCUUUGCAUCUGGCAGCAGGCUACAACAGAGUUCGGAUAGUCCAGCUGCUGCUUCAGCAUGGUGCUGAUGUUCACGCAAAAGACAAAGGUGGACUUGUGCCUCUUCAUAAUGCAUGUUCAUAUGGACAUUAUGAAGUCACAGAACUACUACUAAAGCAUGGAGCUUGUGUUAAUGCUAUGGAUCUCUGGCAGUUCACUCCACUCCAUGAGGCUGCUUCCAAGAACCGUGUGGAAGUCUGCUCUUUGUUACUUAGCCAUGGAGCUGAUCCUACAUUAGUCAAUUGCCACGGCAAAAGUGCCGUGGAUAUGGCUCCAACUCCUGAGCUCCGAGAGAGAUUGACCUAUGAAUUUAAAGGUCAUUCUUUACUACAAGCAGCUAGAGAAGCAGACCUAGCCAAAGUUAAAAAAACACUUGCUUUGGAAAUCAUUAAUUUCAAACAACCACAGUCUCAUGAAACUGCACUGCACUGUGCUGUAGCCUCCCUGCAUCCCAAACGAAAACAAGUGACAGAAUUGUUACUUAGAAAAGGAGCAAAUGUCAAUGAGAAGAAUAAAGAUUUCAUGACUCCCCUGCAUGUUGCAGCAGAAAGAGCUCACAAUGAUGUCCUGGAAGUUCUGCAUAAGCAUGGAGCAAAGAUGAACGCACUGGACACCCUUGGUCAGACUGCCUUGCAUCGAGCUGCCCUAGCAGGCCACCUGCAGACCUGCCGCGUCCUGCUGAGCUACGGCUCCGAUCCCUCCAUCAUCUCCUUACAAGGCUUCACAGCAGCCCAGAUGGGAAAUGAAGCUGUGCAGCAGAUUCUGAGCGAAAGUACACCUAUACGCACUUCCGACGUUGACUAUCGACUCUUGGAGGCGUCUAAAGCUGGAGACUUGGAAACUGUGAAGCAACUUUGCAGCCCUCAAAAUGUGAAUUGCAGAGAUUUGGAGGGCCGCCAUUCUACGCCCUUGCACUUUGCAGCAGGCUAUAACCGUGUGUCAGUCGUGGAGUACCUUCUGCAUCAUGGUGCUGAUGUCCAUGCCAAAGAUAAAGGUGGCUUGGUGCCCCUUCAUAACGCUUGUUCGUAUGGACACUAUGAGGUAGCCGAGCUUUUAGUAAGGCAUGGGGCUUCUGUCAAUGUGGCGGACUUAUGGAAAUUCACCCCUCUACAUGAAGCAGCAGCUAAAGGAAAAUAUGAAAUCUGCAAGCUCCUUUUAAAACAUGGAGCAGAUCCAACUAAAAAGAACAGAGAUGGAAAUACACCUUUAGAUUUGGUAAAAGAAGGAGACACAGAUAUUCAGGACUUACUGAGAGGAGAUGCUGCCCUGUUGGAUGCUGCCAAGAAGGGCUGCCUGGCAAGAGUGCAGAAGCUCUGUACCCCAGAGAAUAUCAACUGCAGAGACACGCAGGGCAGAAACUCCACCCCUCUGCACCUGGCAGCGGGCUACAAUAACUUGGAAGUAGCUGAGUAUCUUCUAGAACACGGAGCAGAUGUUAAUGCCCAAGACAAAGGUGGUUUAAUUCCUCUCCAUAAUGCAGCAUCCUAUGGGCAUGUGGACAUAGCAGCAUUAUUGAUAAAAUAUAACACAUGUGUAAAUGCAACAGAUAAGUGGGCAUUUACUCCUCUUCAUGAAGCAGCCCAAAAAGGAAGGACACAGUUAUGUGCUCUACUCCUGGCACAUGGUGCAGACCCAACCAUGAAGAACCAAGAGGGUCAGACACCUUUAGAUCUGGCAACAGCUGAUGAUAUCAGAGCUUUGCUGAUAGAUGCCAUGCCUCCAGAGGCCUUACCUACCUGUUUUAAGCCUCAGGCCACUGUAGUGAGUGCCUCUCUGAUCUCACCAGCAUCCACCCCAUCCUGCCUGUCGGCCGCGAGCAGCAUAGAUAACCUCACGGGCCCGUUAGCAGAUUUGGCGGUAGGAGGAGCGUCCAACACGGGGGAUGGCGCAGCGGGUGCAGAAAGGAAGGAAGGAGAAGUUGCGGGUCUUGACAUGAAUAUCAGCCAGUUCCUAAAAAGCCUUGGUCUUGAACACCUUCGGGACAUCUUUGAAACAGAACAGAUUACACUAGAUGUGCUUGCUGAUAUGGGUCAUGAAGAGUUGAAAGAAAUCGGCAUCAAUGCAUACGGACACCGCCAUAAAUUAAUCAAAGGGGUAGAGAGACUCUUAGGUGGACAGCAAGGCACCAAUCCUUAUUUGACUUUUCACUGUGUUAAUCAGGGAACUAUUUUGUUGGAUCUUGCUCCAGAAGAUAAGGAGUAUCAGUCAGUAGAAGAGGAGAUGCAGAGUACAAUUCGAGAACACAGAGAUGGUGGUAAUGCUGGUGGCAUCUUCAACAGAUAUAAUGUCAUUCGAAUUCAAAAAGUUGUCAACAAGAAAUUGAGGGAACGGUUCUGCCACAGACAGAAGGAAGUGUCUGAGGAGAAUCACAACCAUCACAAUGAGCGCAUGUUAUUCCACGGUUCUCCUUUCAUUAAUGCCAUUAUUCAUAAAGGAUUUGAUGAACGACAUGCAUACAUAGGAGGAAUGUUUGGUGCUGGGAUUUAUUUUGCCGAAAACUCCUCUAAAAGCAACCAGUAUGUUUACGGCAUUGGAGGAGGAACAGGCUGCCCCACACACAAAGAUCGGUCCUGUUAUAUAUGUCACAGACAAAUGCUUUUCUGUAGGGUGACCCUUGGAAAAUCCUUCCUGCAGUUCAGCACCAUGAAAAUGGCUCAUGCCCCUCCAGGCCAUCACUCGGUUAUUGGGAGACCAAGUGUGAAUGGGCUGGCAUAUGCGGAAUAUGUCAUCUACAGAGGAGAACAGGCAUACCCAGAGUAUCUCAUCACCUACCAGAUCAUGAAGCCGGAAGCUCCUUCACAGACCGCAACAGCCGCAGAGCAGAAGACCUAGUGAAGGCCCACUGGUAAAGGCCAGAUCGGAUUUAAAUGUGGGACUGGAUUACAGUGGAUUGUUUCCAACAAAAUCAAUAGUCUAGAAACCCCUGACAGCCUAGAAAUAAGCUGUUUGUCUUUAUAAAGCAUUGCUAUCGUGAUGAAUAUAGUAUGAGUACCUGAUACAUACUCAACUGCUACUAUUCCCUUUGAGGAAAUGUUUACAGGGGCGGCCUUUGAACAUAUCUCAGGCUCAUUUUCAUGGCAAUUACCCAUUUCUGAAACAAGAUUGCUCUGAUCAAGACUUGGAAAUGGAAAAAAAGAAAACAACCAAUAUUUUCUCAAAUGUUCACAUUUCAACACACUACAUUGGCUUUUUUAUAUAUGGCACGUGUAUAUAAUAAAUAUACACAUAUUCAGUUUUAAUUUUUUCCAAACAUGCAUCGUGGCUUUUUUGUUUUGUUUUGUUUUUGCUUACUUUGAGCCAGAAUCUCCUUGAGGAUAUUUUGCACAGAGUCACACUGACCAAAACCAUUAGCAAUGCAACCCAAGCUUCUGGCCGAGCAAGACUUAGUUUCCACAUUCUUUUCCUCACUUUGAUUUCUUUUGUAUCUGCGCUUGUCAACGUAAACUGAGAUGGAAAAGAAAAACAUCAAGUUUCAGUUUCCUUUUAUUAACUGGCCAGUCUUCCAAGGGACAGGCGCAGGCGUCCCCCUGACUCAGAGCUCCCCAGUUCAGGGCCGUCAGAGCCAGGGAGGGCCACUUGCUCCUUCGGUGCAGGCCUGCUCCAGAGGCGUGGGGACAGUGCGGGAGGCCCGCGAAGAGCGCAGGCUGCGUGAUGCUGGGCAGACGCCGCGGGGUGAGCCUCCAGGGAGGGCUGUGCAGAAGCAGCAGGAAGCAGGGCGAGCAGCCCGCGGUUCUGUGAUACCGCGGGAAAAGGAUUGCACGGACGCCAAAGGAAAAACGACUUCUCACCCUGCUCCACCAGAAUUGUCGCCCCCAAAAUUAGUUGCCUUAUUUCCAAAUCAGUGGGAUUGCUGUACUUCAUCAGAGUAAAAAAAUAAUUGCUUUCUUGUUUUUCUAGUUUAAAAAGCUAGGAUUAAAAUCCUUUUCAGUAGGUAGAUAUGCACAAAUGCAAGGACUUUUUCGUUUACUCCAGGUUUGGGGUUUAUUUUGAGUGAGGGGCUUCAAAUAGUUUCUGUAGGUCCCUGCACUAAAUUUUUGAACCAUUUCUUCAAAAGAACAAAACUGAAACCAAAGCUCUUUCAGUUACUUUUUUGGACAAAGGUGGAGAGACACCGUAUUAUGUCUUCAUGAAAUUACUACUUUGUUUCACUUGUUCUUAUCAACAAUAUUUGCCAAGUGCACACCAACACUUAUAAAAGAUUGCCCAUUAGCCCUUACUCUUCUCCCCUUAACUGAGCGGCACUUUGAGUACAUCAGCUGGUUUAUGUUCACGUGCUGUGCAUCUUCUCAGCUUUGAUGCAAAGCGAAGAGGAACAUAGUGGAAAAAGAGGAAAAUCAGUGUGACACAAACCUGCCAUCUCAACUUAAAGCCCUGCAAAUGAAUUGCUUCUUUAGUAAUGCAGGCUCAUUAAACUGUGACCUCAUUUAGUCUCCAUAAGAAAAAUAAAAUGGUUACAUGCAAAAAUUCUAGAAUAGGCUCCUAGAGAACACGUUUUGCUUUCCUUCUGGCUUGAGUCCAACUCUAGAACUAGGCGUUGGGAUCUAGUUUGAGUUUUAUAGCAGAGUCUUGCAUGGGUCCUCAGAAUCAAAUCAGGAAUUAGCCUCAGUUGUUGCUUCUAUUGAAGUUUCAGUGACCCAGUCUGGGCCCUCGUGUCUUGGCUGCUUGUUGAAUAGCACUAGAAUUCCAUAUGAAGCUUGAUACGGAAGUGUGAUAGUUAUUAGGAGGGCUUUUUUCCUCCUUUCCUUCUUUUCUGCUGUAACAGUGGGUUGAAGAAAGAAUCAUUGUAGCUUCCAGUAGCUGUGAAAGUGACUAUUACUUGCCUCCUGACUUAGAGUUUAAAAUGGUAAACACAAAAGGGUUAAUAUGGUAUAGAUAUCGAAAGCUGUGCAGCUUCAUUAAAAAGAUAAGCCACUACCCACCUGUGGGUCUAUGUUGUUUCCAUCAUACUAACUAGAUAGUGGAUGUGCCGGUUUUAAACUUCAGCCUUACACUCAAGAAGUUAAACUGUGGUUCCGUAUUAAAACUGCCAAUGUUCUGUCUCUGAUGUUCUGUGUGAGAGUAAAGGUACCGUGU
Messenger RNA from Manis pentadactyla (Chinese pangolin), 6280 nucleotides. RefSeq names its product tankyrase (gene TNKS). Gene Ontology annotation, cellular component: nucleus; cytoplasm. The transcript is spliced from 27 exons. Bases 59 to 4039 code for a protein of 1326 amino acids. The record is from RefSeq and is a predicted model, not a curated record. Gene Ontology annotation, molecular function: protein binding; NAD+ poly-ADP-ribosyltransferase activity. NCBI's taxonomy places the organism in Eukaryota, Metazoa, Chordata, Mammalia, Pholidota, Manidae.